Messenger RNA from Brienomyrus brachyistius, 5144 nucleotides. RefSeq names its product dispatched RND transporter family member 3 (gene disp3). The record is from RefSeq and is a predicted model, not a curated record. Lineage: Eukaryota; Metazoa; Chordata; Actinopteri; Osteoglossiformes; Mormyridae. Gene Ontology annotation, cellular component: membrane.
CGACCUUUCCUACAGCGCCUUCGAGGUACGGAGCCACUCGUCAGCACAGCGAUUUGAUGCCCUCACAAUCGCCCUAAAGAGCCAGCUGGGGUCCUGGGACAGACACAGGCGCGAUGUGGACAACGUCGACACCCCCGGGCCCUCAGGGACUUGCUGCUGAAGCGGCUGGGUGGGGCAAAAUAGCAAAGGGCCCCUUAAAGGCUACAAAAAGCAAGCUGAUGGCGGAGGGAUUGGCAUGGAACACGACGGGAACGGAGGCUCGAGGGAAGAGGCCACUGAGGUGAAGAGUCAUGAAAAACACUCGAUGGAAAAGGGCAUAGCGGGGGGAAGUGCCGCAGCAGGAAGAAGAACUGAAAUCUGGGGACCCAGAGGAUGAUGCGGGACGGGGAAAGUCUUUGCUCAGGGGUGCCUCGUUUUGCUGGGGGAUCUUUCUACUACCUGCAGAGUCAAGCCAUGUGGAAGAUGGAACUGGUGUUCCUGGCCCAAGGCGAGGACGAUGCCAACAUCUUCACCCCCGAGCGUCUGCGCACCAUCCACCAGGUGGAGCGCCUGGUUGUGCAGCACCCCCAUUUUCGGCAAUUCUGUUGGAGGCCCCUGGAGAUCCUGAGGGACCUCCCCCUGGGUCCCUCCUACUGCUCGCCCCCCAGCUCCCUCCUCUCCUACCUUUUCCCCAGCGAACGAGGGGGCAAGAUUUACUAUGAUGGCAUGGGACCAGACCUGGCCAAUAUCAGCGGUGCCCUGAGCUUGGCCAUCACCCACCCACAGUUCUACUGGUACGUGGAUGAGAGCCUGACGCCCAGCCGCCUGCGCAGCAGCCUGCUCCGCAGUGAGAUCCACUUCGGCGCCCCUUUGCCCUCUUUCUUCUCCCUGCAGGACCGGCUGGACGAGCAGAAGCGACGCUUCCGCAGUUUUGUGGUGCAGUACGCCGACAUCCUCGCCCGUCAGUCCACCAGCCAGGUAAAGGUGCUAUACGGGGGUACGGAGCUGUUUGACGACGAGGUCAGGCGUACCUUCCACAAUGACAUGCUGUUGGCGCUGGUUAGCGGGGUCUGCAUCGCCGCUCUGGUUUACAUCCUGACCUCCUUCUCAGCGUUCUUGACGCUUUUUGGCCUGGCCAGCAUCGGCCUCAGCUGCCUCCUGGCCCUCUUCCUGUACCAUGUGGCAUUUGGUGUCCGCUACCUGGGUAUCCUCAAUGGUGUUGCGGCAUUUGUCAUCGUUGGCAUCGGAGUAGAUGACGUCUUCGUCUUCAUCGGAACCUUCCGGCAGGCCUUCCGCAUGACGCAGCCCCAACAACGCAUGGUCUAUACGCUCAAAACGGCUGGGCGCGCCACCUUCCUCACCUCCUUCACGACCGCCGCUGCCUACGCCGCUAACGCCUUCUCCCAGAUCCCGGCAGUGCAGGAUUUCGGCCUGUUCAUGGCGCUGAUCGUCAGCUGCUGCUGGCUGUGGGUCUGCCUGAUGAUGCCUGCUGCUCUCGGCGUAUGGAGCCGCUGCCUGGAGUGCCGAGAGGGAGCCUGCUUGCCGCGGUGUUGCCCUCCCCAUGGGCAACCGACGGGCUACACCCCCUUGUCAGACCAGGAUGACGACGUUGCCCUCCUGUCAGUAGACAUGGAUUCGGGGUUCUUUGAUCCAGAGUCUGAUGUCCCCCUGGUGUCACUUCAGAUGACAUUUUCUCCCAACCCUAAACAUGGCGGAGCAGGCAUGGUGUGCUCUGGCCUGCAGGGGGCACUGCAGCGCUGGGUGGCCAAGCCUGUAGUGGAGAACCGCAGGGUCAUUAUAGCUCUAUACGUCCUGGUUCUGGUGGUGACCGCUGGGUUCUGCUGCCUGCUGAAGCCCGCCAGUCACGCCCCCCUGCUCUUCCGCCCCGACACCAACCUGCAGACGCUGCUGGGGUUGCGUAGCAACCUGAGCGCCCAGGGCAUUUCCUGCCACACCUGCUCGGGCCUCUUCAUGGAGAAGCCACACUCCCUGCGCAGUGCGGCCCGCACUGCGUGCCACACUGCGCCCAGCUCAGACCGCGAUGGGCACCUCUGGAACCCGGGCACUGCGGCGGGACACAUUACGGACAAACACAGUACCGCCAUCCACCAGACAGACAAGCUGUUCACCAUAUAUGUGUCGAAGCUGGAGGCGGAUACCACUGUCACGCUGUACCGCUUCUCCCUGAAUUCCAGCGUGCCAUCACCCUGGAAACCGCUCACCUCCGGACAGGGGGAGGUGCCCUCCUUUCAGGCCUUCAGUGGCCCCCACAGCAAUUUCAGCACGCGCAUGACGGUGUGCCUGGCCCACGCAGGCCGCCCCCGCUGGAUGAUCACAUCGCAGUCCUGCGACGCCGGCCGUGGCUGGGCGCCUGAGUUCAGCUUCUACGUGGCCUCGGCUGAGCAGAUGCACAGCAGAAAGCUGUAUUUUGCCCAGCUCAGACGCAGCCCUUACCCCAGCAGGGUGUGUGUGACCCCCCCCGGCUGCGUGAUCAGUGCUGGGCCUGACGGACCCACCAAGGGCUCCUUCUACACCCCCCUGGCUGCAGCUCCAGACCCCAAGCCAAUCAGCGCUUCAAAAACCUCAGGUUUCAACCCCUGCGGAGGGGGUGGAUGUGGGCGACCGGCAGUGCGCCCUCUGGUAGACACCGGUGCCAUGGUGUUCGUGGUCUUUGGAAUUCUGGGAGUGAACCGCACCCAGCGAGCCGACAACCACGUCAUUGGGGACAUGGGUAGUGUGGUCUACGACCCCGACUUUGACCUCUUCAAAGAGAUCGGGCACCUGUGCCAGCUCUGCAAGGAUAUCAGUGCCAAUGUGCGCCUAGUCAAGCCUGGAGGAGCCCAGUGCCUACCCUCAGGAAACAGCCUUUCUUCUCUCCUCCCCCUGCUUCAUCCAAACUGCCAAGGUCUGCCUCAACCCAACCUGUUGCCUGGGCAACUCUCCCAUGGGGCCGUGGGCAUGCAGGGGGGCACCGUGCGCUGGCUCUCCAUGGCCUUUGAAUCGACCACCUACAAGGGGAAGUCCUCCUUCCAGACGCAUUCGGAUUUCCUGCAGUGGGAGUCCUUCUUGCAGGAGCAGUUCAGCUCCCUCCCUGCAUCCUCCGCCUUGCGCCAUGGAUUCCAGACCUGUGAACACUGGAAGCAGAUCUUCAUGGAGAUUCUGGGUGUGGAGAGCGCCCUCUACAGUCUGCUGCUGUCCCUGGCCAUCUGCAUAGGCACUGUGUCGGUGUUUACUUCUCACCCUUUCCUCCUCCUGCCCAUCCUCCUCACUAUUCUGGGUGUCAUCUGCCUGGUGGUGGCGGUCAUGUACUGGCUUGGCUGGGAGAUGGGGGCAGUGGAGGCCAUCUCCCUCUCCAUCCUGGUGGGCUCCUCUGUCGACUACUGCCUACACCUGGUCGAGGGCUUCCUGCUGGCCGGAGAGACUGGCUCCCAGGCAGCCAAUCACCACAUGGGCACCACUGAACUGCGGCAGCACCACACCAUGCUCGCCGUGGACCAUGUCGGCGUGGCGAUCGUCUCCAGUGCGAUCACCACGGUGAUCUCCACGGUGCCCCUCUUCUUCUGUGUCAUCGUGCCUUUCGCCAAGUUCGGUCAGAUUGUGGCCAUCAACACGGCCGCCUCAAUUCUCUUCACCCUCACGGUCAGCGCCGCCCUGCUGGCUACCUUGGGGCCCGCUCGCUUCUCCAGGCCCUCUGGGGCCGUACUGAAGGCCAUCGUUGCUGUGGUCGUGGCGGGGGCAUUUGGGGCUGCACUUUGCUGGGUGGGGAGCCAAUUUUUGGGACCGAUUGCUUGGUACGCCACAUAGCCCUCUCCCUGGGGGGGGGCGGGGGGCCUCUAAUGAUUAUGGUGAAUGCUCUGAAGACGACUGCGUGGGUGUCUGAUGACUGUCUUUAUUCCCAUCAUGGUACAAUCAAGGCCUUCGGAAGAGCUGGCAGAAAUUAUUCGGUGGACUGAAAAGACGUUUUUUUUAAAAAACUAUAUAUAAAUUUGUUGUUUUGCUAGUUUCGUCAGUCUGAAGGAUAUUCCAAGAGCAAUGGACAAGAGGCAAGCUACUUUGAAUUCUGUGAAUUCAGUCUGUAGGGGUGAAAAAGUGACACGAACAGCUGGGUGUCGAACCAUUUACACGGACGCCGAGUGCUGACAGGGCUCCUCGAGCGCUCUUCCUACGGAUGCUGUAAGGCAGGGGUGUCCAGUCUUAUCCGCAAAGGGCCGGUGUUUGUGCGGGUUUUCAUUGCAACUCCCUAAUUAGGUCACUAAUUAGAGGCCCGAUUGGCUGAAGGUUCCUCACACCUGGGUUUGAACAGCUGACCUAAAGGUUGUCCCAAUAGCCUGCAUACACACCGCCCCUUUGUGGAUAAGAUUGGCCACCCUUGCUUUAAGGGGGUUGUAUUUUUACGGAGUGGAAAGUGGAAUGAGGGAGACAGCAUUUACCUGACAGACCAGCCCCCCCCCCCCCCCAACCCUUUAAUGUUGGUUGCAGUUGUGUGACAUUAAACAGCUUUGAAAGGGGAUGGGAGGUUGUGCUGGAUCGCAGACAGAUAAAUUCCAAAUAAUACAUCCAAUAGCGAGGUCCAGCACCCUGAUUUCUGGAAUGAAUGACACCCAUUUUAACGCGCUAGCAUUGUGAUGUCACAGCACCACUCUGUCACCACGGCGACCAGACCCAUACCAACCUUUCUGGAGUGGCACCCAUCCUUCUGAAGACGGUGCCGAAGACUCCCUUUCUGUGGCCCAGCUGCGAAUAGGAACAUGGAAAGGACACGGGCUACCACCUUCCGGCGUAUACCAUCACCCAGAUCUGGUCGGACCGCAAGAGCAUCAGGCCCCGUGUGAAACUGACAGCAAGCCCCUGAGAGCGUUACCUACAUGUGCAGAGAGCUAAACAGGGCAGCAUAGUCACAUAGUCUGUGUUUAGUGGUCAGUUAUGGGCAAAUAUAUGUGAAACUAGAUUUAAAAAAUGAUUAAAAAUAGUAUUUUGAACGAGUACAUUAUCGAUGUGUAUUUACAUCAUGUCUGACUGCUAAGACCUCUUUAAAAUGUUUGAUAUUAACGAUAAUUUUGAUUGAACACCUGAUCUUGAGAAGCACAUUGCAGUCUCCCGUUUUGUGAAGCCAAUCAUGCAUCUAGUUGCUCAGAUUUGAAGAAACGAGAUAAAACCAGGUCAAU